AUGGCCAUUGAUAAGGGCAAGCUUCAAGAAGAAGAAGCCUCAGCUGUUGCUCGUUUCUAUAGCAUUAUUUUGGGAUGGGACUAUAAACAGCUUACAAAGGAGAAUGGGAGGGAAAACAGAAAGGAUACUAAAGGGAAGUUGAAUGUUGUAAAGAAUACUUAUAAAGACGUUGAUGAUUAUUUCGAGACUUUUGAACCACUGCUCUUGGAGGAAGUUAAAGCUCAGAUUCUGCAGAAUCGAGAUGGUGAAGAAGAAUUGGUGUGUAAAAUGAGAUUGGUAAUGGAGUGCAACGAGGCCGAAGGGUUUCACAUUCUGCUAGUCACUUACGAACAUGACGAGGACGAAUAUCUUGCCCAAAAUGAUCUUCUAUUGCUAUCCAAAGAAGAGGUUAAAGGGAGUUCUUUUCCUUCAUCUUAUGGGUUUGCUGUAGUGGAAAAUCGUCAAAGCAAUCUUCUUCGUCUUCGGAUGUAUUUAGCUGAAGAGGCGGUGCAGAUAACCAAAAAUACUAAAUCCUCUAGAACAAAAUCAUUCAUCCAAGCUCUCUCAAACAUGCGUUCUCUUAUUACAUCGUCUGCUAAUCCUGUAGACAAAAGGGUAUUCAGUUUAAAGUUAUGUGGUCUAUCAACCAUUAUUCGGGAAUAUAUAGCACUACGAUCAGUCAGUUCGCUCCCUUUCAAGGAUUUAAUCUUUAAUGCAGCAGAAAAAUCGUGUGGCUUUGGAGAUGAAGAAUGGAUCAUAUCCAGACCUCUGCAUGAAUACUUUAACGAAAAUCUUAACAAAUCCCAAAAAGAGGCAAUUGAUGUUGGUCUAUCAAGAAAAUCCUUCGUCUUAAUACAGGGUCCUCCAGGCACUGGGAAAACUCAGACGAUUCUUAGCAUUCUUGGUGCCAUUAUGCAUGCUACUCCGGCAAGAGUCCAGUCUAAGGGUAGAGAGCAUGCAGUGAAGCGUGGAAUUCAGAUGACCAUCGAUGAGAAAUACAAUCACUGGGAACGAGCUUCUCCUUGGAUUUUUGGUGUCAACCCCCGAGAUGCUAUUAUGCCUGAAGAUGGUGACGAUGGUUUUUUUCCAACCUCAGGAAAUGAUAUGAAACCGGAGGUGGUCAAUGCAAGUCGAAAGUAUAGAAUACGUGUGCUAGUCUGUGCUCCAUCAAACUCUGCACUCGAUGAGAUUGUGUUGCGGCUUCUAACUACAGGUCUUCGUGACGAAAACGCACAGACAUACACUCCUAAAAUAGUACGAAUUGGUCUCAAGGCACAUCACUCCGUCAUGUCAGUAUCGCUGGAUCACCUUGUGGCACAAAAGCGUGGCUCAGCCAUUGAUAAACCAAAACAAGGAACCACAGGAACUGAUGUAGAUAGUAUCCGCACUGCAAUUUUGGACGAGGCUGCGAUUGUGUUCGCUACCCUUAGUUUCAGUGGCUCUGCACUUCUUGCUAAAUCAAACCGUGGUUUCGAUGUCGUUAUAAUAGAUGAAGCUGCACAAGCUGUUGAACCAGCAACUCUUAUCCCCUUGGCCACUAGGUGCAAACAAGUGUUUCUGGUAGGAGAUCCAAAACAACUCCCAGCUACUGUAAUCUCAACUGUUGCUCAGGAUUCUGGCUACGGUACAAGCAUGUUCGAGAGAUUUCAAAAGGCUGGCUAUCCGGUUAAUAUGUUGAAGACCCAGUACCGGAUGCAUCCAGAGAUAAGAAGCUUUCCGUCAAAGGCAUUCUACGAAGAGGCACUGGAAGAUGGAGCUAACAUUGAAUCCCAGACGACUCGUCACUGGCAUAAAUACCGUUGCUUCGGUCCGUUUUGCUUUUUCGAUAUACACGAAGGGAAAGAGUCUCAACAUCCUGGAGCAACUGGUUCUCGAGUGAACCUAGACGAGGUGGAAUUUGUUCUUCUCAUCUACCACAAGCUCGUGACCACGUACCCUGAGCUCAAGUCAAGCUCUCAGCUAGCUAUCAUAUCGCCGUAUAACUACCAAGUCAAAACUUUCAAAGAUCGGUUUAAGGAGAUGUUUGGUGCCGAGGCAGAGAAAGUUGUUGAUAUCAACACUGUUGAUGGGUUCCAGGGAAGGGAGAAAGAUGUUGCAAUAUUCUCAUGCGUCAGAGCUAACGAUACAGGAAGUAUUGGUUUUCUCUCUAAUUCUCGGCGUAUGAAUGUUGGGAUUACACGAGCUAAGUCUUCUGUAUUGGUUGUUGGUUCAGCUGAAACGUUGAAGAGUGAUCCGCUCUGGAAAAACCUUGUAGAGAGUGCUGAGAAGAGAAACAGAUUAUUCAAGGUGUCAAAGCCAUUGAAGAACUUCUUCAGCGAUGAGAAUCUGGAGACAAUGAGAGUGACGGAGAUGGACAUGGAUAUUCCUGAUGGACCGGGAUAUGAAGACGAAGCUGUUCCGGUGGCGAAUUACGGUGGAGAUAAUGAUAACGACUUUGGAGAUGGUGAUGCUGAUCAAGACGAUGCACCCUUCGCCGAAGAAGACUAA
Molecule: messenger RNA, 2466 nt
Organism: Microthlaspi erraticum
Lineage: Eukaryota; Viridiplantae; Streptophyta; Magnoliopsida; Brassicales; Brassicaceae
Source: the annotation of a GenBank genome assembly